Molecule: messenger RNA, 3976 nt
Organism: Columba livia (rock pigeon)
Lineage: Eukaryota; Metazoa; Chordata; Aves; Columbiformes; Columbidae
Gene: PCMTD1
Product: protein-L-isoaspartate (D-aspartate) O-methyltransferase domain containing 1
Exons: 7
Coding region: 1126-1674 (182 amino acids)
Biological process (GO): protein modification process
Cellular component (GO): cytoplasm
Molecular function (GO): protein-L-isoaspartate (D-aspartate) O-methyltransferase activity
Source: RefSeq, a predicted model, not a curated record
CGCCUGCGGAGGCAGGGUCACGUGACCUUCUGUUUACAUCCUCUCAGCUGUUGGGGCCCCUCCUCCCCUCGCCGUCUCUCACCAACACAAACGGCGGCGGCAGGGACCCGCCGACCCCUCAGACGUGUGGGCCCGGGGAGGACAGCUCAAGGGGUACGCCGGCCCUCUGCUUGCGCCGGUUGCCGCUCUCUCGGCGAUCGCCCCGCUGCGCCUUGCGCGGGCGACCGGAGCGCUAUCCCACCUGCCUUUUACCCCAGGCGGGUCUCACCACAGCCCCCCCGCGAAGGGUUCGGGGCCCGCUGCAGAACGGGAGACCUUUGUGAUGUACUUCUGAAAGAAGAACUGAGAAUCCAUUACAUACUUACUUUGGGGAAAACUCUCCUCCUAAUGUGCUUUGCAAACUAAUUGAAUUAUCAUAGAAAUUCAGCAUGGGAGGAGCUGUGAGUGCUGGAGAAGACAACGAUGACUUAAUUGAUAACUUGAAAGAAGCUCAGUACAUUCGCACUGAGAGUGUGGAGCAAGCCUUCAGAGCGAUUGAUCGUGGUGAUUAUUAUCUGGAAGGAUACAGGGACAAUGCUUAUAAAGACUUGGCCUGGAAGCAUGGAAAUAUACACUUGUCAGCACCUUGCAUUUAUUCUGAAGUCAUGGAAGCACUGAAGCUUCAGCCUGGAUUAUCUUUUCUAAAUCUGGGUAGUGGAACCGGAUACUUGAGUACAAUGGUGGGAUUAAUAUUAGGACCUUUUGGGAUAAACCAUGGAAUAGAGCUUCAUUCAGAUGUGGUAGAAUAUGCCAAGGAAAAAUUGGAGUGCUUCAUAAAAUAUAGUGAUAGCUUUGAUAAUCAACUUCUAGACCUAGAAUAUCCAGCUUGGAGAGAGAGCCACAGGGCAAGGCUAGGUUGCCCAUCUUCUAGCACCCUAUCAAAAACCAAACCUGGGUAAGCUGGUGAAGUCCCUGCUGUGAAGGAAAAUCUCCCACCCUUCUCAGGAUCAAAAGAAACCACUUCAAUGAUUUGAAUUCUGUGAACCUGCCUUUGUGGUUGGUAAUUGUUUGGAAAUAGCCUCAGACAGUCACCAAUAUGACCGGAUUUACUGUGGAGCUGGAGUCCAGAAAGACCAUGAAAACUACAUGAAAAUUUUACUGAAAGUUGGAGGCAUUCUAGUAAUGCCUAUAGAAGAUCAGUUAACACAAAUCUUGAGAACGGGACAAAACACAUGGGAAAGUAAAAAUAUUCUUGCUGUUUCGUUUGCUCCACUAGUGCAACCAAACAGAAAUGACAAUGGUAAACAUGAUACCGUGGGACUGCCUCCAUGUGCUGUUAGGAAUCUCCAGGACCUAGCUCGAAUAUAUAUCAGACGCACCCUUAGAAACUUCAUAAAUGAGGAGAUGAAAGCCAAGGGUAUUGCUCAGAAGGCUCCUCCGAAACGAAAACGUAGGAGAUGUCGUAGACGCAGGAUUAACACCUAUGUGUUUGUUGGUAAUCAGCUCAUUCCUCAGCCUCUAGAUAGUGAAGAAGAUGAAAGAAUGGAAGACGAUAACAAAGAGGAGGAGGAUAAAGAUCACAGUGAGACCUUGAAGCCAGAAGAGCCUCCUCGAAAUUUAUUGAGAGAAAAAAUUAUGAGUCUACCAUUACCUGAAUCUUUAAAAGCAUACUUGACCUAUUACAGAGAGAAAUAACUUGUUUUAAGUAGAAAUAAUGCCUACUGAUAGUUACUUUAUUCUUGAAUAUGUAGCAUUUAUUAAGAAGUAGGUGGACAAAUUAUUGUUAGUCUUUCAUCAAGACUGAAGUACAGCGAUAAAUCAUAACUUGUCUCUAUCUUUGCUACAAGGAAGACUUGCAUUCAACAGUAGAAUCCCUUUUUAAAAAUCUAUUUUUCUUUAACUUUUGAAAAUGCUGUUUUAACUCUGAUAGAAAUAUAUAUUCCAUUAUGCAGCACUAAUCAGUAUUUUGCAUGGUAAGUCUUUUUUGAUCCCUAACAGAUUUUUAUUGAUAAAAGGAUGAGUGAAAUUUUAUAUAUGCUAAAUAAUUGUUAAACAUGUGCAUCUGACUUGAUGAGCAAUUUGUCUGUAUUUAUUAUUAUUAGGGGAACAUUUUAAACAUGCAGACACUUAUCCUCUAAUGUCAGAAUCAGACCCUAUUAAAGUUUAUUUUAUUAUGGCUUUGUUGCAAUCAUUAUUCCUUAUGUUGGUAUAGAUGUAUUCCAACAACACAAGUGCAAUAAUUAUAUUCAGACACUGAAUGCGCUGGCUUUAAUGAAAUAAGAAAAUACAAGUUCCGAAAUGUCAGAUGACCCUGCUAUUUCUGCAUUUGUAUCUUUUGCCAAAAGAUCUUGAGAAAAGUAACAGCUUCUCUCAGAGCCUUAAAGAAACAUCACAUUGAAUAAGAAGCAAAGCAAUGCUUACUUCAGCUCUGCUUAUAUUUAACUCCAUUCUACACUUUCAGUAUUCCUAACUAGAGGCAUGUCCUCAUUUGUGGGAAGUUUGGGACAGGACAUUUUGUUUAUUUCUGCAGCUCACAACACUGAGUCAAAAUGUUUGGUAACACAAAAUUGUAAUUUAGGUUGCAGUCAUCUAUAUUUACUGCUUUUAAAUAGAGAUAGGAUUUCAACAAAAGUUUAGUUUGUAUUGCUUAUUGGGAUAGCUAUAAUAGUAGAAGCUAGAAUUUGUUCAGCAAAUGCACUUUAGUAAGUGAAUUUUAUACUUAACAUGCAUCUCCAAGAAGGUAGACUUGUGCUAGCCUAUAUUUUGUUUCUGAGCAUGGCUCUUAGCACAAAAAUAUUUAUAAAAUCAUAUCCAUCUUUUGGAAAUCUAAGAGUAGCAGUGCAACUGUGGGGACCCACAAUAGUGCUGAUUUAAGACCUACUAUUUUUCCUCCUCUAGUUGUGAAGUUACUGGCAGUACUCAUUUUCAACUUUUUUUGCCUUUACCAUCUUAAUUUCUUCAUUCAGUUAUAACCAUGAGGGAAAACACUGUUUGUUAAGAACUUGGCAUGAUGUUCAUUAAAAGCCACAAUCAUUGGAAACAUCUGCUUGUUGAACCCAGUGAAAAACAUACCUCUUAAAAUAUCCUGCACGAUACAUUUUAUAAUACUAGUAUUUUUUUGUGUAAUAACAAUAAAACAAAAUAAUCACAUCUUUCUAAAACAGUAAAUGUUCUUAGUCCAAGUAUAACCAGCCAAUAUUCAUGUGGUCCUAACAGUCCAAUAUUGACCUCAAAAUAUAUAACUGUUUUUUGCAUCUGAGAAGGAAGAUAAUGCGUAAUCCCAUGACACUGACUCUUUAUGAUGCAUUUCAUGCUGUAGUCCCUGUUUUUUAGGGUACAUUGUAGUGGUGUGUAAGUGGAACUUCAUGAAGGCCUGUUGUACCAGCAUGUGGAGUUACUUUCCGCAAUAUAUUUACAGUAUAAGUAGACAAAACUAUUUGAAAUAAAUAUUCUGACUUUAUUUUAAAAGCAGGAAAAACUAAUAAGAAAUAAGUUUCCAAAAUAAUGAUACUAAUAAAGCAAUUGUGAUGCUUCAGUUUUAUGAAUUGAACAUAAUCUUGUUUUAAAUGAAUUAUUUUAGAUGGAGUUUAAAUAAUCUGGAGUUUGAGAUGGUUUUUGUCUCUCCUUUGCUUGAAAUCUACAUCCAUAAGCUCAAGAGUAUGAGAUUAUUAAAUGUUACUUAAAUACUUUAAGGACUUUAUACAGGAUGCUUUUGGAGAAUAAAUUUCUGUAUUCUUUCACGCCUGUAUACUUGGCAAAAAUGGAAAGUGGAUGACUUGUCAUGAUUUUUCAGUAUGUAAGGGUUUUUUUGAGUUGCUGAAAGAGGAUGUUUCUUCUGUGUUUUAUAUGUGGAUUUAUUUUACACUCUUGACUUUAUAUUUACAUAAAUAAAAAGGUAGAAAUGCAAAAUGAAUGAAAACUUAAUUUUUGCCAUCUCAGUUAUGAUGGGGACAUUGUUGCAAUAAAAUGGUUUUUUUGGUGGUUUCUGCUUGCUUGA